ACUGACGACCUCAUGAUGAUGAUGACAAAGAUAAGGACAAGGCAUUCGCUACAUUGCACAACUCUCUCACUCAUUGUGGGUCUGUCCGUCAUAAUGUCGCUAAAAUUUCUCAUCGUUAGUGCUAUAAUAGCUUUUUUAAUAUCAAGUGAUAAUUUUGUAAAAAUGGCAAACAGCGAUAUUGAAUCGACGCACAGAGCGUGGGUGAUGGAUUCAUAUGGGCAAAUAAAGGAUUUAAAACUAAAGUCAAUUAGUAUCCCAGUGAUAAGAGAUGGCAACGAAGUUCUUGUUAAAGUUAGCGCAGCCUCAGUUAACCCAAUCGAUAACUUAAUGAUAAGUAAGACUGUUUUUCUUUUCUUUUGCAUAAAGUACGAAAUCUUAUUCCAAUAUAAUUACUGCCAUACCUCAAAAAAUACAUUUCAGAUUUUAAAAAUACCUGACCAUUUAACAUUUACUGAAGCAGCUUCUAUACUCUACACUGCUAUGACAGCCUGGUCGGCUUUAUAUCCUUCUGGCAAAUUUCAUAAUUUAAAAUAUCCGGAUACUAAAGUUUUGAUUCUUGGUGCGUCUGGUGGAGUUGGAACCCAGGCUGUUCAAAUAGUCAAAUCAGAAGGUGCAACGGUCGUUGGAACAUGUUCCGCUGAUGCAGUUCCUUUAGUUCGUUCCUUAGGAGCCGAUUAUGUAUUUAAUUAUCGGGAUGAAAAUUACGCACGAGAUGUGGCUAAUGUUGGAAAAUAUGAUGUUAUACUAGAUUGUGCUAAUUAUGGGGUUGACAAACUACCGGAUCUGUGGAAAUAUGCCAUUUACAUCGGUCUUGAUCCCCCUGUAGCAAAUUACACAGAUUGGUAUGGUACAAUUCCUGGUCUUAUUUUAAGUGUCGGUAGCUAUGUUAGAACAAACCUAUCAUCUUGGAUGAAAGGUCAUUCCGUACAAUGGGGAUUUUUUAGCCCAAAUCCUCAAGGCUUAACUUAUAUCAACAAAUUAGUAGAGCAAAGGAAGAUUAAACCUAUAGUUCAAAAAACUUUUGAAUUCAUAGAAUUACCAAAGGCAAUGGAAGCUCUUGCAGGUGGGCAUCUUAGGGGUAAGAUAGUGGUAGAGUACCCUUGAAAAGCGUUCUUCGGUUUACAAAAUGCUCAUUACAUUAUAUUUACUCAAUAAUUGUUAUAUUUCUUUACGUCGUGUAUGUUUAUUGCAUUUUUUUUAAUAUUCCAUCUGUUUGUCAUGCUGGUAUCGUUUAAAAAAUUAUAUAUCUAUUUUUCUAUAGA
Molecule: messenger RNA, 1262 nt
Organism: Agrilus planipennis (emerald ash borer)
Lineage: Eukaryota; Metazoa; Arthropoda; Insecta; Coleoptera; Buprestidae
Product: reticulon-4-interacting protein 1 homolog, mitochondrial
Exons: 8
Coding region: 13-1104 (363 amino acids)
Cellular component (GO): mitochondrion
Molecular function (GO): oxidoreductase activity
Source: RefSeq, a predicted model, not a curated record